Messenger RNA from Otolemur garnettii (small-eared galago), 3243 nucleotides. RefSeq names its product kinesin family member 23 (gene KIF23). Lineage: Eukaryota; Metazoa; Chordata; Mammalia; Primates; Galagidae. Gene Ontology annotation, cellular component: nucleus; microtubule; kinesin complex. Bases 65 to 2722 code for a protein of 885 amino acids. Gene Ontology annotation, biological process: microtubule-based movement. Gene Ontology annotation, molecular function: ATP binding; microtubule motor activity; microtubule binding. The transcript has 23 exons. The record is from RefSeq and is a predicted model, not a curated record.
GCCAGCCUGCCGGAUAGAGCUCGGUGUCCCGCGCGCGCGUAUAGGCAGCGCGGAGCCUGCUACCAUGAAACCAGCGAGGCUUAAAACACCCAGGAAACCUCCAGUGAAAAAAGGAUCCCAAACGAACCUUAAAGACCCAGUUGGGGUAUACUGUAGAGUGCGCCCACUCAGCUUUCCAGAUCAGGAGUGUUGCAUAGAAGUGAUCAAUAAUACAACUGUUCAGCUUCAUACUCCUGAGGGUUACAGACUCAACCGAAAUGGAGACUAUAAGGAGACUCAGUAUUCAUUUAAACAAGUAUUUGGCACUCAUACUACCCAGAAGGAGCUCUUUGAUGUUGUGGCUAAUCCCCUGGUAGAGGACCUCAUUCAUGGCAAAAAUGGUCUUCUUUUUACGUACGGUGUGACGGGAAGUGGAAAAACUCACACGAUGACUGGUUCUCCAGGGGAAGGAGGGCUGCUUCCUCGUUGUUUGGACAUGAUCUUUAACAGUAUAGGGUCAUUUCAAGCUAAGCGAUAUGUUUUUAAAUCUAAUGAUAGAAACAGUAUGGAGAUCCAGUGUGAGGUUGAUGCCUUACUAGAACGCCAGAAAAGAGAAGCCAUGUCUAUUCCAAAGACUCCCUCAAGCAAACGACAAGUAGAUCCAGAGUUUGCAGAUAUGAUAACAGUACAAGAAUUCUGCAAAGCAGGAGAGGUUGAUGAAGAUAGUGUCUAUGGUGUAUUUGUCUCUUAUAUUGAAAUAUAUAAUAAUUACAUAUAUGAUCUAUUGGAGGAAGUGCCAUUUGAUCCCAUAAAACCCAAGUGGAACAGUUGCAGCACACCCAUGAGGAACACAGAUUUUGUACCUCCACAAUCUAAAUUGCUUCGUGAAGAUAAGAACCAUAACAUGUAUGUUUCAGGAUGUACAGAAGUAGAAGUGAAAUCUACUGAAGAGGCUUUUGAAGUUUUCUGGAGAGGCCAGAAAAAGAGACGUAUUGCUAAUACCCAUUUGAAUCGUGAGUCCAGCCGUUCCCAUAGUGUGUUCAACAUUAAAUUAGUUCAAGCUCCCUUAGAUGCAGACGGAGACAAUGUCUUACAGGAUGUGGGCUGUACCUACCAGGGCAAUCUUGCUGGAAGUGAAAGAACUAACAGGACCAGAGCAGAAGGGAACAGAUUACGUGAAGCUGGUGAGGAAAGCAUGGAUGACGGCAUGAUGGAGUUAACUGACCUCAAUCAAGGUUCCAAAAUCAACACAUUCUUAUGCACUUCUGGGUCUUCAGAACCAUUGGUUACCGACAUAGUUUUACAGAGUUUUCCACCUUUGCCAGCAUGUGAAAUUUUGGAUAUCAAUGAUGAUCAGACACUUCCGAAGCUGAUUGAAGCCUUAGAAAAACGUGUUCGUCUCCGACAAAUGAUGAUUGAUGAGUUUAACAAACAAGCUAAUACUUUUAAAGGUUUAUUACAAGGAUUCGACAGUGCUGUCUUAAGUAAAGAAAACUACAUUCAAGGAAAACUAAAUGAAAAAGAAAAGGUGAUCUCAGGACAGAAAUUGGAAAUAGAACGCCUGGAAAAGAAAAAUAAAACUUUAGAAUAUAAGAUUGAGAUUUUAGAGAAAACAACUACUAUCUAUGAAGAAGAUAAACGCAAUCUACAGCAGGAACUCGAAACUCAGAAUCAGAAACUUCAGCGACAAUUUUCUGACAAACGCAGGUUAGAAGCCAGGUUGCAAGGCAUGGUAACGGAAACAACAAUGAAGUGGGAGAAAGAAUGUGAGCGGAGGGUGGCAGCCAAACAGCUGGAGAUGCAGAAUAAACUCUGGGUCAAAGAUGAAAAACUGAAACAACUGAAGGCUAUUGUUACUGAACCCCAAACUGAAAAGCCAGAGAGACCCUCUCGGGAGCGGGAUCGAGAAAAAGUUACUCGAAGAUCUGUUUCUCCACCUCCAGUGCCUCUUUCUAGUAACUAUAUUGCUCAGAUUUCCAACGGCCAGCAACUCAUGAGCCAGCCACAGCUACAUAGGCGCUCUAACUCUUGCAGCAGCAUUUCUGUAGCUUCCUGUAUUUCGGAAUGGGAGCAGAAAAUUCCUUCGUACAACACACCUCUCAAUGUUACAUCUAUUGCAAGGCGUAGGCAGCAGGAGCCAGAACAAAGUAAAACUUGUAUCGUGUCAGACAGAAGGCGAGGGAUGUACUUGACUGAAGGCAGGGAAGUGGUUCCUACAUUCAGAAAUGAGAUAGAAAUAGAAGAGGAUCAUUGCUGCAGGAAUGUACCACCAAUUCGUCUCCGACACAGACGAUCACGCUCUGCAGGAGACAGAUGGGUAGAUCAUAAGCCUGCCUCUAACGUGCAAACUGAAACAGUCAUGCAGCCACAUGUCCCUCAUGCCAUCACAGUAUCUGUUGCAAAUGAAAAGGCACUAGCUAAGUGUGACAAGUACAUGCUGACCCACCAGGAACUAGCCUCCGAUGGGGAGAUUGAAACUAAACUAAUUAAGGGCGAUGUUUUUAAAACAAGGGGUGGUGGACAGUCUGUUCAGUUUACUGAUAUUGAGACUUUAAAACAAGAAUUACCAAAUGGUAGUCGAAAACGAAGAUCUUCCACAGUAGUACCUGCCCAGCCAGAUGGCACAGAGUCUGAGUGGACCGAUGUAGAAACAAGGUGUUCUGUGGCCGUGGAGAUGAAAGCAGGAUCUCAGCUGGGACCUGGAUAUCAGCAUCACGCCCAGCCCAAGCGCAAGAAGCCAUGAACUGACAGUCCCACUAGCAAAAGAACAUUUUCAUUUGUGUGCAUGAUUUCUCCAAAGCCGUCCCAGGAGCAGUCUUCUAAGUCAUCUUGUGGAACUGCAGCUUUGGUGAACAUCACAGACCUCCGCUACUUCAUACACUGGCCUCGAUCAAAGCUUCCCUGAUGGUUCCAAAGACAUCUAGAAUUCACCCACUUUGUAUAAUAUAUACCUUGCUGUAUUUAAUAUUAAUAGCAGAGCAAGACUCCCCCUUUUUCAUUGCUGUACAAACCUUUUUAUAAUGCUGUCUUUUUGUAUGUUUCUUGUAUACUUUUAAACUAAUUCUCGGGAGUGUUCAUCUUAGGUGAUUAAGGAAGAAUAUAUUUGCUGCUAUUGAUUAGCUGCAAGAAUGCACUUUAGACCUGUUCAAACUUCUACAAUAAAGAUGUCAACAGCUGGCCAAUAAUAAAACCAUUUUAGGAUGUAGUUUCCAAUUUCAUGUGUAUUUAUUCACUUUCUGACAUUUAGAUAUGUGAAAAGAAUAG